AUGAAGGCAUUUCUUGGUCUCUUCCUUCUCCUGGCCUUGAUGACUUGCCAUUCAAAUGCGACAUACUGUCUGUGUAAAGAUGGGGUAGGGGACAAACAGCUUCAAGCAGACUUGGACUACGCAUGCGGAGCAUUGGCAGACUGUUCAGCCAUCCAACCAAACGGCGCCUGUUACCAACCCAACACUCUUAAGAGCCACUGCGAUUAUGCUGUCAACAGUUAUUUCCAAAACGCUGCUCAGGCAGCUGGAAGCUGUCACUUCUCCGGCAGUGCCGCUACCAGUGAGAAACCUCCUCCAAAUGUGGUUGCUGGUUGCGUCUAUCCUUCAAGCCCCAGCGAUGCAAAGGCACCACCAACAGGAGGAUCAGGAGGAGGAAGAGGAGGGUUUCCUGGAACUACGCCAAGUGGAACACCGGUCGGAAACACUCCCUACGGCGGCGGAACACCGGUCGGAAAUACUCCCUACGGCGGUGGAACACCGGUCGGAAACACUCCCUAUGGCGGCGGAACUCCGGUCGGAAACACUCCCUACGGAGGCGGAACUCCGUUCGGAAACACUCCCUAUGGAGGCGGAACUCCGGGAGGUGGAAUGGUGUUCGGAAAAGAUGAUCCAGAUGAUGAUGAUGAUGAAGGGGGUGCCGCAAGUUUGCACGUCUCCUCUGCACUCGCCGCCAUCGGGUUCUCUGCCCUGGUGUUUCUGUGGAGCCAUUGAAACAUGGGCUAUGCUUUGUUUGACGACAGAGACUAGAAAUAUAUAUAAAGGCCCUCUUUUUUUUUUUUUAAUGUAAAC
Tarenaya hassleriana is the source of this 789-nucleotide messenger RNA. RefSeq names its product PLASMODESMATA CALLOSE-BINDING PROTEIN 1-like. The record is from RefSeq and is a predicted model, not a curated record. The transcript has 4 exons. The coding region runs from base 1 to 711 and encodes 236 amino acids. Lineage: Eukaryota; Viridiplantae; Streptophyta; Magnoliopsida; Brassicales; Cleomaceae.